AUGUCCUGGUCGCAACUCCAUGAGGUUUAUUGGUACGAUAACCCAGAAAAGACGAUCGAUUGUGCCGUCUGCAACGCACCUUCGUCUGGUCGCCACUAUGGCGUAUUCACAUGUGAAGGGUGCAAGUGUUUCUUCAACCGAACCGUUCGUUAUAAGCUGUCUUACACUUGUGAGUCUUCUGGAAAUUGCCGCAUCGACCGCCAAAACCGAACGCAGUGUCAACAUUGUAGAUUCGAGAAAUGUGUUCAAGUUGGAAUGAGGCGAGAUGCCAUCAGAAGAGGACGGCCCACAAAGUAUUCCUACCUGUCAAGAUCAUCAAAAUCAUUUACCUCUCAGUAUGACCUUAUAACGCUCCUUACCCAGUUAGAAAGAGGCAGCAGAGCCUCCAUAACUGCUGCUCCCAGUUCCCCAACCUUGGAAUCCACUCCAUGCCAUAAAAUAUGGACCUUAUUUUCUGCUGCCUUGAAGUGGACCAAGCACGUGCCUAUGUUUUCAAACCUGGAUAUCUGUGAACAGUACGCCAUGCUGAGAUGUUGCUGGGGUGAUCUAUUUAUUUUAGUCGCUGCACAAUAUGAUCUGCAAAUCGAUUCUGUCGCGCUCUCUUACGAGAUUGAGACAUGCGCGGGAAUGUGCAACGAGAGGAAGCUUCGACUGAAGCAGACGCUAGCCAGUUUUCACGAGUGCUUGUUACGCUUGCGUGGUUUAGAGGAGGCCGAAUACGCAUGCCUGAAAGUAAUGGUGUUGUUUUCUUCAGAUAGUGCAGAGGCUCGUUGUCUGCCCGAUGCAGAAACAAGCCAAGAAGUUGUUCUGUCUGCCAUGGAGCGUUAUUGUAAGAAUCGUUUUCCCAAUGAGGCGUUCAGAUUUGGAAAAAUUCUCCUCAAGUUGAUGGGACUUCGAGCAGUGAAUGCUAAUGACCUGGAAUUUUUGUUCUUUUCAAAAAUUCUGCAUCAUACAUCCAUUGCCGGUGUGAUUAGAAACCAACUUGUCAGCGGCUUAUCUCAUUCUCCUGUGUCGCCCUACAAGGAGGCAGGCAUGAAAAGUCAUCAGUAA
Molecule: messenger RNA, 1050 nt
Organism: Pocillopora verrucosa
Lineage: Eukaryota; Metazoa; Cnidaria; Anthozoa; Scleractinia; Pocilloporidae
Product: nuclear receptor subfamily 2 group F member 5
Biological process (GO): anatomical structure development; cell differentiation; regulation of transcription by RNA polymerase II
Molecular function (GO): zinc ion binding; RNA polymerase II cis-regulatory region sequence-specific DNA binding; nuclear receptor activity
Source: RefSeq, a predicted model, not a curated record